UUUGUUUUGAUUUUCCAACUUAACAUGUGUUGACUUCCCCAUCUUGAUACAAUGUUUGGUUUUAUUUCCCCUUAUUAGUCCAAUGUUUAUUCAAAUUUACAUAUUUGUUUUCAUAUAAAGAUUUAAUAACUUUAACAUUGAUUUUGGACAAAAUUACAUAAUUAGUGGCCUCGAUCUUAAUAUAAAUUCAUCCUUUCAUGUGAUGUGUUGCAAAAAAAAAAAAAAGCAAAGGAUAUAAAUAAUACUAAUGGCUACGUAACUACCUCAAUAGAUAUAUGCAGAUUAGUGCAGAGCUGGCCUUGUCUACUUUCCAUAUCUUGCUUAUCCCUUCCAAUAUAUUCAUUAUUUUAAGCUUCUACUUUGUUUCAUAAUAUUUUCAAAACACACAAACAUCACAGUUAUACUCUGUUUUCAACCAACGGAUUUUCCACACUAGAUCAAGGAUCGAUCAAAAUGAUUCAAAGAACAUUCAACUUUCCCAGUAUAAAGAAAAUUCUUCUUCAACCUGGUUAUCUAUCUUCCUUUAAGAUUGGAGCAUACAAUGGCUAUACAUCUCAACCAUCUCCUCUUCCAAUUCCAGACUCAACUUACAGUGAUGAAGAUGAGUACGCUAAUGUGGAUUGGGACAGCCUUGGUUUUGGAUUGAUGCCAACCGAUUACAUGUAUGUAACAAAAUGUUGUGUGGGCCAAAAUUUUGGACAUGGACAACUCAAUCGAUAUGGUAACAUAGAGCUUAGCCCUUCUGCGGGGGUCCUAAAUUAUGGACAGGGAUUAUUCGAAGGAACAAAAGCAUACAGAAAAGAAAAUGGGAAGCUGAUGCUAUUCCGUCCAGAAGAAAAUGCAAUUCGCAUGAAGAUUGGCGCCGAAAGAAUGUGUAUGACAGCGCCUUCCAUUGAUCAAUUUGUUGAUGCCUUGAAGCAAACCGCUCUAGCAAAUAAGCGCUGGGUUCCUCCACCGGGAAAAGGAUCGUUGUACCUUAGGCCUCUACUCAUCGGAAGUGGUCCGGUUCUUGGUUUGGCUCCAGCACCUGAAUAUACAUUCCUCAUAUAUGCUUCCCCCGUUCGCAACUAUUUCAAGGAAGGUUCGGCGCCACUCAACUUGUAUGUGGAAGAGGAUUUUGACCGUGCUUCUCGCCGUGGCACUGGAAGUGUCAAAACUAUUUCCAAUUAUGCACCGGUCUUGAUGGCUCAAAGUAUAGCCAAGAGCAGAGGAUUUUCGGAUGUAUUAUACCUUGAUUCGGACAAUAAGAAAAAUCUCGAGGAGGUCUCUUCUUGUAACAUUUUUAUUGCCAAGGGAAAAAUCAUCUCAACACCUGCUAUCAAUGGAACAAUACUUUCCGGAAUCACCAGAAAGAGUGUCAUUGAAAUUGCCAGUGAUUUAGGUUAUCAGGUGGAAGAGCGUGUUGUUGCCGUGGAUGAAUUGACUGAGGCGGACGAAGUUUUCUGUACAGGAACUGCCGUUGGUGUUGCCCCUGUAGGGAGCAUCACAUACCGGAAUAGAAGGGUGGACUAUAAAACAGGGUCUGGAAGCAUUUGUGAAGAGCUGUACAAUACCAUUUUAGGAUUACAAACUGGUAGUAUUGAAGAUAAGAAGGGAUGGAUUGUUGAAUUUGAUUAAGUGUGUACAUAGAUUAAAUUAUUCUGGCAUUAAAAUGGCUUCAGAGAAAUAUAAUUUGUAAGAUAAAUUGUUCAUAGCAUGCCAUCAUCCUAUGUGGAAAAUGGCCAAAAUAAUGUUCCAUAGUUAUGCUUUUCUUCAUGGUGUGUAACAAAGUGCUUUAUUUUUUACCAAAGAGUAACAAAGUGGACUUAUGUGGUGAUAUUGAUA
Molecule: messenger RNA, 1824 nt
Organism: Trifolium pratense (red clover)
Lineage: Eukaryota; Viridiplantae; Streptophyta; Magnoliopsida; Fabales; Fabaceae
Product: branched-chain-amino-acid aminotransferase 2, chloroplastic-like
Exons: 10
Coding region: 454-1617 (387 amino acids)
Biological process (GO): branched-chain amino acid metabolic process
Molecular function (GO): branched-chain-amino-acid:2-oxoglutarate transaminase activity
Source: RefSeq, a predicted model, not a curated record